Molecule: messenger RNA, 567 nt
Organism: Thecamonas trahens ATCC 50062
Lineage: Eukaryota; Apusomonadida; Apusomonadidae
Exons: 2
Coding region: 1-567 (188 amino acids)
Source: RefSeq, a predicted model, not a curated record
AUGUCGGCUCAUACGCAGUCGACAGCCUUUGAUGGCACGGGUUCCCGCGGCGGCACGGGUGCCCACGACUGGCGGUUCUCGGAGCAGAAGUUCCUCAUCUCAGGCACGCUGUUGCAUUUGGCGGUUCUUCGCGAAUCGCGGGACAUGGUGCUGCUGCUGCUCGGCGCCGGCGCAUCGCCGUCGCGCAAAGGUGCCUGGCUGUGGACAGGCGGCGCGUCGUCGCCGAUCUACGGUACCUACGUGCUCAAGGAGUCGCUGACCGGGACGCCACUGGUGCUGGCGACAGGCAAGCCCGGUGGCGAGACGGCCGAGUUCCCAUCGCCGAUUGCCACGGCGCUCGCAAACUGGUCCAACUACGCGCUGCUGGAAAAGUCGGAGGCGACUGGGUUAAGUGUCCGCGGCGGGCGGUACUCGCGCGACGCGUUUGGUGACGCAGGCUCGGUCACACGCCGCUCGCCAGAGUCCUCGACCAUGUCAUCAACCACCUCGCUGCUCGGCUCGUCGUCCAGCAGCGGCAUAUCGUCGCGAUCGACACGCCCGUCUUCAGCCAGGAGUUCGUCGUCGUAG